AUGCUGCUGGCCUGUGUGCAAACGGUCCUUGUCAGCAGCAUGUUCUUAGUCCAAGUCUAUGGCGCUGGAGGCUGCUUCUGGGACAACGGCCACCUGUAUCGUGCGGACCAGCCCUCCCCUGCGCCGGGCCUCCGCUGCCUCAACUGGCUGCACGCGCAGAGCGGCUCGUCGGCCCCCAAGGCAGGCACCGGCGACCACAACUACUGCCGGAAUCCCGACCACGACCCACGCGGGCCCUGGUGCUACGUCAACGGCGAGGCCGGCGCCCCAGAGAAGCGGCCGUGCGAGGACCUGAGCUGCCCAGAGACACCGUCCCAAGUUCCACCAACUGCUGUAACAGAAAGGGUGGAGGAGGCCCCUGAGGUGCCCCAGGAAGAUGACGUGCAGGCGUUCCCCCCUGCUAACGCCCUACCUGCGCACAGCGAGGCAGCAGCUGUGCAGCCUGUGAUUGGGAUCAGCCAGCGCGUGCGCAUGAACUCCAAGGAAAAGAAGGACCUGGGGACCCUGGGCUACGUGCUGGGCAUUACAAUGAUGGUGAUCAUCAUUGCCAUUGGAGGUGGCAUCGUCUUGGGCUACACUUACAAGAGGGCCAAGGACUUAAAAACACAGCACGAGCAGAAAGCCUGUGAGAGGGAGAUGCAUCGAAUCACACUGCCCUUGUCUGCCUUUACCAACCCCACCUGUGAGAUUGUGGAUGAGAAGAUGGUUGUGGUCCAUGCCAGCCAGACUCCAGUCGACCUUCAGGAGGGCAGCGCUCCCCUCAUGGACCAGGCCGGCACUCCUGGGGCCUGA
Chrysochloris asiatica (Cape golden mole) is the source of this 792-nucleotide messenger RNA. RefSeq names its product phosphoinositide-3-kinase interacting protein 1 (gene PIK3IP1). The record is from RefSeq and is a predicted model, not a curated record. Bases 1 to 792 code for a protein of 263 amino acids. NCBI's taxonomy places the organism in Eukaryota, Metazoa, Chordata, Mammalia, Afrosoricida, Chrysochloridae. The transcript has 6 exons.